Messenger RNA from Sebastes umbrosus (honeycomb rockfish), 1954 nucleotides. RefSeq lists its product as uncharacterized. NCBI's taxonomy places the organism in Eukaryota, Metazoa, Chordata, Actinopteri, Perciformes, Sebastidae. The record is from RefSeq and is a predicted model, not a curated record. The transcript is spliced from 5 exons. Bases 195 to 1529 code for a protein of 444 amino acids. Gene Ontology annotation, molecular function: GTPase activity; GTP binding; structural constituent of cytoskeleton. Gene Ontology annotation, biological process: mitotic cell cycle; microtubule cytoskeleton organization. Gene Ontology annotation, cellular component: microtubule; cytoplasm.
GAGAGAGAGAGAGAGAAAGAGCGAGAGAGAGAGCUUACAGCCGCGCACACAGCUCCUCCGCCAUUCAGCCAGCCACACUGCGAACUGAACAACCGGGAGGCCCAGGACCCGACAGCAGAACUACCAGACUAGCCAUCAGCUGAUCUUUCCUCUUGUUUAUCACCUGAGACUCUCGACGCACACACACCGACAACAUGCGUGAGAUCGUGCACCUGCAGGCCGGACAGUGCGGGAACCAGAUUGGAGCAAAGUUCUGGGAGGUGAUCAGUGAUGAGCAUGGCAUCGACCCAACAGGAAGCUACCAUGGAGACAGCGACCUGCAGCUGGACAGAAUCAACGUCUACUAUAACGAGGCUUCAGGUGGGAAGUACGUGCCUAGGGCCAUCUUAGUGGAUCUGGAGCCAGGCACUAUGGACUCUGUCCGCUCCGGCCCCUUCGGACAGAUCUUCAGACCCGACAACUUUGUCUUCGGCCAGAGUGGAGCCGGUAACAACUGGGCAAAGGGCCACUACACAGAGGGAGCCGAGCUGGUGGACUCAGUCAUGGACGUGGUGAGGAAGGAGGCCGAGAGCUGCGACUGCCUGCAGGGUUUCCAGCUUACACACUCCCUGGGCGGUGGCACCGGCUCUGGUAUGGGAACUCUGCUCAUCAGCAAGAUCCGCGAGGAGUACCCCGAUCGUAUCAUGAACACCUUCAGUGUGGUGCCCUCUCCUAAGGUGUCGGACACAGUGGUGGAGCCCUACAACGCCACCCUCUCUGUCCACCAGCUGGUCGAGAACACAGACGAGACUUACUGCAUCGACAACGAGGCCCUGUAUGACAUCUGCUUCCGCACCCUCAAACUCACCACACCCACUUACGGAGACCUCAACCACCUGGUCUCGGCCACCAUGAGCGGUGUGACGACUUGCCUGCGUUUCCCCGGCCAGCUCAACGCUGACCUCCGCAAACUGGCCGUCAACAUGGUGCCCUUCCCCCGUCUGCACUUCUUCAUGCCCGGCUUCGCCCCCCUCACCAGCCGAGGCAGCCAGCAGUACAGAGCCCUCUCUGUCCCCGAACUCACGCAGCAGAUGUUCGACGCCAAGAACAUGAUGGCCGCCUGCGACCCGCGCCACGGACGCUACCUGACCGUGGCCGCCGUGUUCCGCGGCCGCAUGUCCAUGAAGGAGGUGGACGAGCAGAUGCUGAACGUGCAGAACAAGAACAGCAGCUACUUCGUGGAAUGGAUCCCCAACAACGUGAAGACGGCCGUGUGCGACAUCCCGCCCCGCGGGCUCAAGAUGGCCGCCACCUUCAUCGGCAACAGCACCGCCAUCCAGGAGCUGUUCAAGCGCAUCUCCGAGCAGUUCACCGCCAUGUUCCGCCGCAAGGCCUUCCUCCACUGGUACACCGGCGAGGGCAUGGACGAGAUGGAGUUCACAGAGGCGGAGAGCAACAUGAACGACUUGGUGUCCGAGUACCAGCAGUACCAGGACGCCACGGCCGAGGAGGGAGAGUUUGAGGAGGAGGGAGAAGAGGAAGUGGCCUAAGGCUAAAAUCAAUCACCAUUUCUCAACUGCACUCGUCAUAACUCCAUCCAACAAUCCAUCCACUUAUCCCACUCCUACUCUGCUCUCUGCUCUCUCUCUCUCUCUGACUUUUGUUUCACUCUCCUCUCCCUCUUCUCUUAUCCUCACAAUGUUUCUGUUUGCUCUUCUCUCUGCAUCUUUCCUCCCUCUUCCAUUGUCGGUCCCCUUCCCCCUCCUAGCUAGAGUAGGAUUCACAACAAUAAAUUGACUCUCCCAUCAUGGUGCUCGUAUAGACGUAGCUAAAAAAGGUGUGCUUGUGGUCUUUUGUCAGUAGCUUUCUGUUUAUCUUCAUUUCUCACCAUCAGUCAAACUGUACCUGGGCCAAGUAUUCAAUUAAACUGUUCAAGUCACGCAAAUUUGAUUGAAAUAAAUUUGUUGGAAAAAUA